Papaver somniferum (opium poppy) is the source of this 1166-nucleotide messenger RNA. Its product is annotated as F-box protein SKIP28-like. The coding region runs from base 59 to 982 and encodes 307 amino acids. NCBI's taxonomy places the organism in Eukaryota, Viridiplantae, Streptophyta, Magnoliopsida, Ranunculales, Papaveraceae. Gene Ontology annotation, cellular component: cytoplasm. Gene Ontology annotation, molecular function: protein binding. The transcript is spliced from 2 exons. The record is from RefSeq and is a predicted model, not a curated record.
GUAUGUAAAGGAGACUAAAGUUGAUGCCAGAGAUCCAGAGAAAACAAAGAAAAUAGUAAUGGAACCACAACCACCCCAUGAAGCCUUAUCCUUGGUACUAUCUUAUCUCAAUUUAUUGGAACUUCUGUCAAUGAAAGAAGUCUGCAGAUCUUUAAGAUUUACAGUGGAUGAUGAUUUAUUGCUAUGGCUUGAUAUUGAGAUCAAAUCGCCUCUGAACCUGCGCAUUAACAACGAUAUCCUGCUCGAUAUAACAUCGAAAGCGCAAGGAAGAUUGAGAAGUUUGGCUCUGAUUAAUUGUGUUGGAAUCACAGAUGAUGGACUUCAAAGAGUCAUUCAGGACAAUCUUCUUAUCAACAAGCUAUCUGUACCGGCAUGCACAAGAUUGACACCUGAUGGUAUUGUGAGGGUAGUCAAGAAGUUAACAGGUGGAUCUAACAAGCAUAAUUUGAGGUACUUGAGACUUUGUGGUAUCCCCAACUUAACAAAGGAACACCUCCAAGUUCUCAACUCAUGUUUACUGCAACAUAAGAGCGCCACUAGCAGCGAUCAAUCGCGGAAACAUUCCACAAUAGUUGAUUACAACAAACAACGCGCACAAUCGAACAAUGAGGUUGAAGCUAAUGAUAAUCAUAUUGAUGUAGAGAUCUGCCCUAAAUGUGAGAAUGUGAGCUUGGUAUAUGACUGUCCAAAAGAGAGCUGUGUGAAGAAGAAAAAUGAGAACCCGUUGAGGGAAUGCAGAGGAUGUUGUAUUUGCAUUCCAAGGUGUGAAGGUUGUGGUGAGUGUACAGACCAGGCAGAGGAUGAGGUUCAAGAAACUGUUUGCUCUGAUGUUUUGUGUUUGAAUUGUUGGCUCAAUCUACCUAAAUGCAAUCUUUGUAAUAAGCCGUAUUGUCCAAGACAUGCUGAUAUCUAUGGCGCAACAGUCACGGCCUCCACCGGCUUUAUUUGUGAUGUAUGUAUGUUUGAGUAUCAAGGAAUCUAAUAUCAAGUUAUAUUUCUGAAUUAAGUUCACGAUAACAAGAUGAUAAGAAGCCAGAGAGACAUAGCCGUAUCUCCAAUCAUGAUUUAUAUCCCUAGGUAUCUCUUUGCUAAAUGUCCUAAGCAUUGCUUGUAUGUUUCUAUGAGAUUAUGAAUAAGAAUGAAAAUUGGGCACCCAAAAAAAAAAA